UUCCACAUAGUUCCUUUUAGCAUAAAUACUUCCAAAUGUAUAUUACUGUUCCCGAACAUGAUUCCCUUUCAGUUGGUUUUUUCAAGAUCAAGCAAGAUAUUGAAUCUUCCGGUCUCAGGAACUUUGUUAUCGGAUGUUGAAAUCGCAAUCAUAUUUACAAUGGUUGUUUGCUCAGAGUCUACUAAUAUUAGAUAUGAAAGAUCAGAUUGCCAGUGCCACUUUUGAUACAUUCAAGAGCAGACGUGACUCUAUCACGAUGGGGAUAUCACCGUGGGCAACAUUUUUUCUGAUUUUUGGAUGCUGUGUGUUAAGUUGUUGUGCUUUGGAAGUUUCGACUCCGAAUGGGAAGAUUAUUGGAUUUGAUACGCUGAGGACGAGAGAUGGAAGAGUGAUCCACAGUUUCACAGGGAUCCCUUUCGCAAAACCUCCCAUUGGACCUCUCAGGUUCAAGGAGCCACAACCAGCAGAUCCAUGGAAAGAGCCGCUUCAGGCUACAAAUGAUGCCAUCAUGUGUCCACAAGCCGAUUUUGCCAACAUAAGUAAUUACCAACCCCUCGGCCAAGAGGAUUGUCUCGUCCUCCAUGUGUAUUCUCCGAAGGUGGACAGAGCGGCGAAACUCCCUGUAAUGGUCUGGAUACACGGCGGUGGAUUCCAGUGGGGGGCUGGCUCCGUCUACGGGCCAGAGCUACUACUGGAUAAAGAUGUGGUGUUGGUCACCAUUAACUAUAGACUGGGAGCUCUAGGGUUCCUGAGCACUGGCGACAACGCUAUCCCCGCCAAUCUUGGAUUGAAGGAUCAAGCCCUGGCGAUCAAAUGGGUUCAUGACAAUAUCGUUAACUUCGGUGGAAAUCCUGAUUUAGUGACCAUAUUCGGCGAGAGUGCCGGGGGUGGAGCCGUCCAUCUGAAUCUAUUGUCACCACUCAACAAAGGUCGGAUUCAUAGGGUAAUUGCAAUGAGCGGGACUGGAUAUGGUCCGUGGGCAAUCGCACCUCCAAAGUUGGCGAAAGAUAGGACAAAAGCACUGGCUGUAUUGUGCAGCUGUCCCACUGAGCCCUCAAACGAACUCGCUGAAUGCAUGCGGAAGGUCCCAGCUGACGUACUCCUAGAGAUGGGCAAAAAAUUCAAUGACUGGAUCGUUGGUGAUCUUGUUUUCGUACCAACCAUCGAGUCCGAAACGGAAAAUGCUUUCCUUCCGAAAGAAUUAGAUAAGUUGGGAUCCGAAAUUCCUUACAUGACAGGACUAACCUCUGGCGAGGGAGGUAUUUUUGCAUCAAUUAUAUCCAGGGGAGGAAGUAGAUUCGAGAAAGAACUGAAAGAAAAUCCGCAGUAUGUCUUAUCGAAAGCACUGUUGCUGAAGUCAGACUUUCCGAGCGACAAACAUUCAAGUGUAGCAGAGCAAGUUCGGAAAUUUUACUUCGGGGACAAGCCUAUAGAUCUGGAUAAUACAAGUCAAGAAGUCGUCAACAUGUUCACGGAUAGAUGGUUUCUACAUGGCGCCGUGGAAUCGGCUAAGAAGCACCAUGGAGAUGCGUACCUUUAUUUGUACGAUCACCUACACAGCAUUUCUUUCAACGACGUUUUCAGCGGAGGCAGAAUCAAGGGUGUAUCACAUGCAGAUGAUUUACUCGAUAUUUUCCCACUUACCAUGUACUUCCCGGAAAGAAAAUAUACGGAAGAUGAUAUCAAAGUUUCAAGAAAAACUCUUGAUAUAGUAACGGAUUUUGCCAAAAUUGGGAAACUGACCGGUAUUGGCUCAAAGUUGCAGCCAGUAAGAAGAACGGCGAAGACGAAUCAGUACCUACACAUCACGGCAGAGCCGGCAGUGAAAGAGAAUCUAUAUUCGAAAAGAUUGGAGUUCUGGCAGUCAUUGAUAGACGCUCAAUCAGAGGAUACCACAGUGAAUGCCGCCUGGAACACUAUGCCCAAUAUGCUGCUGUGGCUCAUUCCAAUCUCUGUCUGUCUGCUGUGUUACUGUCUGUAAGUGCAGCAAUUACUGUAUGUAAGCGCUGCAGUGGCGGCCGGUAGAGAGGGCCGUCUCUAUAUUCUCUCGGGCGCUGGGCGGGAGGGUUGCAUGGAGAAACACGGCAUGUGUUUCUGACAUUUUCUGGAGCUCUCUCGAAUAACCUAUACGCAACCCGGAAGUAAAAGAAAGCCCCCUCUACAUCCUCGAUACACUUUCUUCAACUCCAUGAGCUAUUGUAUGUAAUAUAAACGCUGAAAUCGGUAUGAAUAUAGCAUAGAAAAAUCUGACAAGUUGAAGAUUUGAUUGGCUUUCUUUUCCAUUAGACCAUGUGGGCUUCAUUGUAAUUUUUGCAAAAUCAUCGACUGCUGUUUUUAUUUUAUACUGUAAAAAUGGAUGAAAUCCCAUGCAACAUUGAAUAAAGACUUUUAUAUUGGUAUUUA
This is a messenger RNA of Bemisia tabaci, 2403 nucleotides long. The record is from RefSeq and is a predicted model, not a curated record. Lineage: Eukaryota; Metazoa; Arthropoda; Insecta; Hemiptera; Aleyrodidae.